CCAUCACCAACAAAAAUGUUCGGAACCUUAUCAGAAGAGGCAGAAGUAAAGGUGCCGGCAAGCAAAGCUUGGGCUCUCUUUGGCACUCUUGAGAUCGGAAAAGUUCUAGCCGGAACAACCCUUGAAGCGGUUGAUGUGGUAGAAGGUGACGGUGGACCCGGUACCAUUCUCAAGCUUACAUUCAAGCCUGGGUCAGGUUUCUCUUAUUGCAAAGAGAAGUUCACAACAGUCGAUAACACAAAUAUGGUCAAAGUAUCCGAAGCGGUAGAAGGGGGGUUUCUUGAUAUUGGAUUUAAUUUUUACCGGCUAAGGAUUGAGAUCAAAGAGAACCCAAAGGAUAGCUCUCGCUCAUCGUGUCUUUUGAAAUUUACACUUGAAUACGACGUCAAGGAAGAGUUUGCUGCUAAUGCUUCUCUUGUCACCACUGGGCCUCUCCUUGCCAUUAUGAGUGUUGCAAGCGAGCAUCUUUUGAAAUCUAAUUAAGUAGGACAACGUUUAUUAUCAUUUCUUUUAUAUAGCACUUGUUAUGAAUAAGCUCGUAUUACAUUCCUUUGUCACUGUUUUUAGUGGUGAACUCAACCUAUUGGCUUUGAAUAAGGGAAGAAUACCUUGUUAGGAAGUUACCAUCAAUUUAUCACUAAUGUCCUAGUGGUGCCACAAAAGACAUGUUUGUAUGUAAACUCUACGAGGAUGUAAACUAUGUGGUUAAUAUUGAUACACAACUUGUUCAUUAUAUAAAAUAUCAAAAGACUACCGGUCCACA
This is a messenger RNA of Helianthus annuus (common sunflower), 763 nucleotides long. Its product is annotated as S-norcoclaurine synthase 2. The transcript is spliced from 2 exons. The record is from RefSeq and is a predicted model, not a curated record. Gene Ontology annotation, cellular component: cytoplasm; nucleus. NCBI's taxonomy places the organism in Eukaryota, Viridiplantae, Streptophyta, Magnoliopsida, Asterales, Asteraceae. Gene Ontology annotation, molecular function: abscisic acid binding; signaling receptor activity; protein phosphatase inhibitor activity. The coding region runs from base 16 to 483 and encodes 155 amino acids. Gene Ontology annotation, biological process: defense response; abscisic acid-activated signaling pathway.